AUGUCAAAGAUAUGGAUUCAAAUCAAUAAUAAUGAAAAUCUUUCCAAUCUCGUUCAAGGAUCAAUCAAAAGCCAAUCAUAUUUCCAAGAUAGUUUAGUCCAUUCAAAUGUUAGUCAAAGUGACUCUAUCAAUCAUUCAACAGAAUACUGUGGAGGCGGAGGUAGAAAUAACUUUGGCGGUGGCAAUGGAUCCAACUACGGAGGGGGAAAUGGUGGUUAUAAUAACUAUUCUGGAGGUAACAAAUGGUGUGAUACAUACACAGAUACACAGAAUACAUAA
This is a messenger RNA of Cavenderia fasciculata, 279 nucleotides long. RefSeq lists its product as uncharacterized. The record is from RefSeq and is a predicted model, not a curated record. The coding region runs from base 1 to 279 and encodes 92 amino acids. Lineage: Eukaryota; Evosea; Eumycetozoa; Acytosteliales; Cavenderiaceae. The transcript has 3 exons.